Molecule: messenger RNA, 2162 nt
Organism: Salvia miltiorrhiza (redroot sage)
Lineage: Eukaryota; Viridiplantae; Streptophyta; Magnoliopsida; Lamiales; Lamiaceae
Product: cysteine-rich receptor-like protein kinase 3
Exons: 7
Coding region: 123-2045 (640 amino acids)
Biological process (GO): protein phosphorylation
Molecular function (GO): ATP binding; protein kinase activity
Source: RefSeq, a predicted model, not a curated record
GUGAGUCAUAAAAAAAACGCAUUCCUUUCCUCCCAAUUACUACCUUGUUGCAUAAAAGUCCAAAGAUCCCUCAUAAACACAUAAUAAAACAUAGUUUUCCCACUCAUCCCAUGUAAUAAAAAAUGUCAUCUUCAACUCUCUUGAUGCUUAUACUAAUCGUUUCCAGCUUAAAACAAUCACUAUGCGAGCCAAGAGCUACAGAGGCGGCUCUAAUAUGCAGCAACACAACGGCGGCAGAAUCCGAUCGGCAACUCUUCGUCCCAAAUUUUCUGGCCACGAUGGAUUCCAUCACGCCGGCGGUCGCGAGGCGAGGAUACGGCACCGUAAUAAACGGAACCGGAAACGGCACCGUUUACACCAUGGGCGAGUGCAUGAAGGAUCUCUCUCAAAACGACUGCAACCUCUGUUUCGCUCAGUGCAAGAUCAACAUCUUGAGGUGCCUUCCUUUUCAGAGGCUGACUAGAGGCGGCAGACUCUUCUACGACGGCUGUUAUUUGCGGUACGAUGACUACAUGUUCUUCAACGAGAGCUUCAGUUCCGUGGAUAGGACUGUUUGCGACGCCGAUGAUUUUGUCGGGAAUCGGACGCUUUUUAAGGAUCAAGUUUCAGAGUUGUUGAGGAACGUGACGGCGGAGGGGCCCAGGAAUAACGGAUUUUUUACUGGGUUUGUGAGCAAUGGAAAUUUGAGCGUUUACGGUUUGGCUCAGUGUUGGGAAUCUGUGAGAGGGAGUGGUUGUGUGAAUUGUUUGGAGAGUGCGGCUUCGAGAGUUAAUUCCUGCCCUCCUAAGGAAGAAGGGAGAGCUCUGAAUGCAGGUUGUUAUUUGAGAUACUCCACCACCAAAUUUUACAAUAAUUCCGCUGCCGAUGCUCCUGCUGGAAAUGGAGGGGGUACUCGCCGCCGUGCUGCUAUUAUUGCCUCAAUUUGUGGUGCAGUUGCUUGCCUGCUAUUUGUAGCUAUGGUUUCAUUUUUUGUGAGGAAGAAGAUUGUGAAACGACGGAGAGUGAAGAAGAAGCUAGGUGGUCUGUUGUCCAUAGUUACUAAGUCGAAGAUCAACUUCUCAUACGAAACUCUAGAGAGGGCGACAGGUUACUUCCAUAGCUCUAACAAACUAGGGCAAGGAGGGUCUGGUUCUGUUUACAAGGGCGUGUUAGCAAGCGGGCAGACUGUCGCAGUGAAGAGGCUAUUCUUCAACACAACACAAUGGGCAGAUCACUUCUUCAACGAGGUUAAUUUGAUCAAAGACAUCGACCAUAGAAACUUAGUCAAACUCUUAGGCUGCAGCAUUACAGGCCCCGAGAGUCUCCUCGUGUACGAAUACGUGCCAAAUCAAAGCGUUCACGACUAUCUAUUUGGUAUUAGGCAAGACGGCCCCCCACUCGGGUGGGAGCAGCGGCUGAAGAUCAUAAGGGGCACUGCUGAGGGUGUGGCUUAUCUUCAUGAUAACUCAAAGUUGAGGAUCAUACACAGAGACAUAAAACUGAGCAAUGUGCUUCUGGAGGAGGACUUCACUCCCAAGAUUGCUGAUUUUGGUCUUGCUAGGAUGUUUCCAGAAGGCAAGACACAUAUCAGCACUGCUCUUGCUGGUACACUUGGCUACAUGGCACCAGAAUACGUAGUUCGUGGGAAGCUAACAGACAAAGCAGAUGUCUAUAGCUUCGGAGUCCUAGUAAUCGAAGUCGUCACCGGAAAAAGGAACAAUGCUUUCUCUCACAACUCUCAAUCAAUCUUCCACAAGGUGUGGAAUCUUUAUGGGUCGGGAAAUGUGAUAGAAGCAGUUGAUCCGUCUAUGAAGGGGAAGUUUCCAGAAGAGGGGGCGGCUAGGCUACUUGCAAUAGGCCUACUCUGCGUGCAAGCCAAUGCAGAACUCCGGCCAUCCAUGUCGACGGUGGUGAUGAUGCUUAACGGGGAGCGAGACGUUUCUCGGCCAACGCAGCCUCCAUUUCUCAACUCCGCCUCCGCGGAAUUCGUUCCGUUUAGUAGGCCAGAUUCUUGCACGCAGUCUUCUGGUAAUGAAAUAACAGAGAGCAUUGUGGAGCCAAGAUGAUUUAAGGUUUCAGUGAUUAGGUAGUAGCAUAGCAACAGAUAUAACAUCUCAAUGUACAUGAAAUCAUUCCCCAACAUAUUGUUUUGCACUUGUUGUAUUAACAAAUUACAUUAUUCA